Dioszegia hungarica is the source of this 282-nucleotide messenger RNA. RefSeq lists its product as uncharacterized. The record is from RefSeq and is a predicted model, not a curated record. The coding region runs from base 1 to 282 and encodes 93 amino acids. Lineage: Eukaryota; Fungi; Basidiomycota; Tremellomycetes; Tremellales; Bulleribasidiaceae. The transcript is spliced from 4 exons.
AUGUCUCGCCCAUUCCAAGACUGCGUCCUCCUCCUCGGCGACUCCCUCAUACCGGGACAUGGAGUUCAUGGGAAUCUCUACGAGCGCAUGAACCUCGCCUAUACGCGUAAGCUGGACGUACUGAACAGAGGUUUCGGCUCUUAUAACUCGAAUGGCCUACUGGUCCUCCUGGAUCAGAUGCUUGCCAAGAAGAAGGUUGCAGCUACCUCGCCAGUGAUCAGGAUGGUGGUCAUCUGGAACGGUAGGACGGACUCCAUCGGACGAGCACUCCUCACAAGCUGA